This is a messenger RNA of Lates calcarifer (barramundi perch), 1241 nucleotides long. RefSeq names its product proteasome 20S subunit beta 5 (gene psmb5). The record is from RefSeq and is a predicted model, not a curated record. NCBI's taxonomy places the organism in Eukaryota, Metazoa, Chordata, Actinopteri, Centropomidae. The transcript has 3 exons. Gene Ontology annotation, cellular component: proteasome core complex. Gene Ontology annotation, molecular function: threonine-type endopeptidase activity. The annotation marks the transcript as partial.
UUCCUACGUCUUAGGCGACGGAAGCUGCUUACCUAUCAAACAGUUUCAAAGAUGGCUCUUGCUAGUGUGUUGAACAGUGAUUGUGCGGAUUUUUCUUUUGAUAAUUGUCAGCCUUUUGCGUUCGGUUGUGGACCCGGGAAGAGCGGUCUGGAUCUUGAGGGUGCUCCGGGAGACAGCCUCAGUUUUUCCGUCAAAAACCCGGUGUGUGCGGGGGACGAGGAUGGCGUCGAGAGGAAAAUAGAGUUUCUGCAUGGAACCACCACCUUAGCAUUUAAAUUCCAGCAUGGUGUUAUUGUUGCGGUGGACUCUCGGGCCACAGCGGGCUCUUACAUUGCGUCGCAGACAGUGAAGAAGGUGAUUGAGAUCAACCCCUACCUGCUGGGUACCAUGGCUGGAGGAGCCGCAGACUGUAGCUUCUGGGAACGUCUGUUGGCCCGCCAGUGCCGCAUCUAUGAGCUUCGCAACAAGGAGCGCAUCUCGGUGGCAGCAGCCUCCAAGCUGCUCGCUAACAUGGUGUACCAGUACAAAGGCAUGGGACUCAGCAUGGGAACCAUGGUGUGUGGCUGGGACAAGAGAGGCCCAGGGCUGUACUACGUCGACUCAGAGGGAAACAGAGUGUGUGGCGACCUUUUCGCCGUGGGUUCAGGCUCCAUGUACGCUUAUGGUGUAAUGGACAGCGGCCUGCGACACGACCUGACCGUGGAGGAGGCCUGUGAGCUAGGCCGCCGCGCCAUCUACCAGGCCACAUACCGUGACGCCUACAGCGGUGGCCAGGUCAACCUGUACCAUGUCCACAGCGAGGGCUGGACCAGGGUCUCCCAGGAGGACGUGCUCGUGCUGCACCACCAGUACAAGGAUCAGGCAUAGUCAGUAAUAGGGAGGAUUAGGAGUUAAUUCUAGUAUCCAAUGUUUAAUGUGUUCUGAAAUGUAAGUAGGGUUGACACAUGAAUAAAAAGGACUCAUCUGCUGAUUGAUCUCCACUUGUAUCACUUCUGUGACCCAUUUUGAUUUGUUGCUAGCUUAAAGCUUUAUAUUGUACAUUUUUAACAAUUUCAGUGAGCUUCACUCACCCUGCACAGAGUAUGAUUUGAGGGUCUGCAGAGAGGGGGCCGAUGACUCAAACAUGCUUUAAUACAGUGUGGGAGUAGUGUGGUGCUUGCCCUACAUACAUUUAAUUUGGAUCAUACCCUGGGAAACUACUGCUUCUUUCUCAAUAAAACCUGUGAUGUUCUUUUUUUCAA